AUGGAUGAACUAGAUCAUUUUAAGAGCACCAUAACUGUAACAGGGUCUAAAGAAGAUGUGGAAAGAUUUAUUAAUGAAUUCAAAGCAUCAGCUAUCAGAAUUAAAGGAAAAGAUAAUUUGUGUAUAUGCCAGUUCGUAGAUCCACUCCCAACAUUCGUAUACUACAGUGAUGGCUACUAUCAUAAAGUAGAAAAUAGACCUCUUACUCAAAAAGAAAGAUUAAUUUAUGCAAACUCAAAGAAUUAUAUGGAAAAUUUUUGGGGAAUCGUACACGGCUGUGUCGAUGGUAGGUUAAUACGUGUAAACGAAAAUAAGGUGAAGUUUAAGUAUUGGACUCCUCUUACUAUGAUUUCACCAAGAAUCUUAAUUUUGCUUCAUAACAAGUAUCCAAAUGUUACUAUUGACUUUAAGGGAAAGGAUGAUAUUGAAUUUAUUCCAGGAAACGAACUUAAACCUGUUGAAUAUAGCAUUCCGGGAGGCUCUCCUUUAGCUGAUGUUGCGGAACUUGAUAGAGUUCAAUUAGAAGUUUACCGGCGAGAGAAGGAACGACUCCAAAACUCCUUUUUUAACUCAUUCAGAAAUUAA
Trichomonas vaginalis G3 is the source of this 585-nucleotide messenger RNA. RefSeq names its product growth factor 3. The coding region runs from base 1 to 585 and encodes 194 amino acids. The record is from RefSeq and is a predicted model, not a curated record. NCBI's taxonomy places the organism in Eukaryota, Parabasalia, Trichomonadida, Trichomonadidae. The transcript has a single exon.